Molecule: messenger RNA, 4747 nt
Organism: Diabrotica virgifera virgifera (western corn rootworm)
Lineage: Eukaryota; Metazoa; Arthropoda; Insecta; Coleoptera; Chrysomelidae
Gene: Clic
Product: chloride intracellular channel exc-4
Exons: 4
Coding region: 223-1005 (260 amino acids)
Biological process (GO): chloride transport
Cellular component (GO): cytoplasm; apical plasma membrane
Molecular function (GO): chloride channel activity
Source: RefSeq, a predicted model, not a curated record
CAGCCAACAUUGCCAUAAACUUCACAUUUCCUGGUUCUGCAAAUUUAUGUUAUCAAACGCUUUAUCGCCUUCAUGACGUUUUCGACACGGUUCCACUCCUCACUUUCCAACUGGCAUCGCUGCAAAACUUCGCCAACUGAGUCAUAAGAUCAGUUGAAUUUGUGCGUUGAGUGAGUUUCAACAAAGUUUUUCAGUGCCUUUUCCCGGUAGAAAUUUUCAACAAUGGCCGACGAAGUUGCUGAAAAUGGUCACGCAGAAAAUGGAGAUGUACCAGAAAUCGAGCUUAUCAUUAGGGCCUCGACAAUAGACGGUAGACGUAAAGGAGCCUGCCUAUUCUGUCAGGAAUACUUCAUGGAGUUGUACUUAUUGGCCGAACUGAAAACUAUUAGUCUGAAGGUGACGACAGUAGACAUGCAGAAACCUCCUCCUGAUUUCCGUACGAAUUUUGAAGCGACGCCCCCACCGAUCCUGAUAGACAGAGGGAUGGCCAUCUUGGAAAACGAGAAAAUCGAAAGACAUAUCAUGAAGAACGUGCCAGGAGGUCAUAAUUUAUUUGUACAGGACAAAGAAGUAGCAACAUUGAUUGAAAAUCUCUACACAAAGUUCAAAACGUACGUUAGAAAGUUUGAAUCGACUGACACCACAGAAAAUAGGCAACCUCUAUAUUCGCAUUUGGAGAGGAUCAACGACUUCAUGGCAAAGAGAGGCACGAGAUUUUUAACUGGUGACACUAUGUCCUGUUUUGACUGUGAAUUGAUGCCUAGACUGCAACACAUCCGCAUAGGAGCCAAAGCCUUCCGCAAAUUCGAGAUCCCCUCAACAUUCAAAGCUUUGUGGAACUACAUGGCGAACAUGUACGAACUCGAAGCCUUCAUCCAGAGCUGCCCGGCCGAUCAAGACAUCAUCAGUCAUAUCAAAAACCAAUUGGGCCUUAAGACAACCGCGCGGAUAGAACUGGAAACGCCUGUAUACACGACAGCCAUUCCGGUGCUAUCUGAAUCGUAAAUAAUAACUUAAAAUAAAGAAUUAUAGUCGGUUUCGUGAUAUUUUGAUAAUAUAAUAUGGGACGUCAUCCAGAAUACGUUCCGGUGAAGAUAGCCGCAAAUGAUGAAUGGCAUAAUAAAAUAUUGGUGUUUGGCAGUGUUGCCAAACACAAUUAUUUCGUUCUGUGGCCAUCAUUUGCAGCUAUCUUCACCGGAACGUAUUCUGGAAGAUGUCUCUACAUGUAUAGGCUUGCUUAAAUUGGACAAACUUGAUGUAUCAAAUAUAAAUCAUGUUUUUAAAUGACAUAUAUGUCUGAUAGAUAGUGCCUUGUAUUGCUUAUUCAAACUUAAUCCUUUUGGGUCACUAAAGGACUGAUUAUACACAGAAACAAAUAAAUUAGUACAUGUAAACUAACUACAUGACGAAACUAUUUAUUCAUAAUAUUUUUCCGAUAUUCUAUGUGUUGCUUGAUUAGAGUUAUAAUACAGUAAUCAAAUUUGAUGAUUUUGAUGUGCCAUCCAUACUUAGUAUUACUGGAGUUUUCAUUUUUUGACACAUGUCAAACGUCACGACUGUCAAACAUCAAUUUUUGACGCAUGUCAAACGUCACGACUGUCAAACAUCAAUUUUUGACAGCCAUUUUCAAAGAGUUUUCAAGGUCAACUUAAAAAUGUUGGAAAUUACUACUUUUGUACGUGAUCACUACUAUUUCUGCUGCUAUUAUACUAUCCUGUGCUUACAUGGCUUGAUUCUAAAUGUAACUGAACAAUAUUCGAACAAUUUUAUAUCUUAUAGCUGAAUUCUUUCGAGCCGCUGUUUCAAAUAUUACAAAACCGACAAACCGUUUAUUUUUAUAUGCAUUUUCGACUUCGACCUAGUCAGGGGAAGUAAUCAGUAAGUUUCUUCCAAUAAGAGUCAGCUACCACCAUAGCAGUUUUGUCAAAUUACAGAAAAAAGUUUAUAAGACCGCUUUUUUAUCAUUAUUAAUAAAUAUUAACAGAUUAUCGCACUUACUGUAGCAAGACAACAAGUGGAAACAACGGAAGAAAGAAUAUCUUUGGUUAGAAAGGCACUUGAUGAAUUCUAUACGUUCUACAGUAAUGAAAAAUAAUUAUCAUGGCGCAUAUUAUUGCAAGUGAAAAUGUUGUUUCUACGAUUUCCAGUAUUAGUUUUAUUAUCUUCAGUUAAGUUUUAAUUGUAGUUCAUUUUUUAAUAGAUGAAAAACGGUUCUGUAUGAAUAGGGCUUUUCAACGCUUCUCAUUUAUUUCGGGCACUUGUCAUAUGUCGUAUAUUAAUAUUAUACACAGAUUAUACAACAUACGACAAGUUAAGAUAUCUAUGUCAUACGUUUUUGGUUUGUAUCAUUGGUAUAUACGAAUAACGUAUGUUCCAUGGGUGUUCGGGAACGAUUAACUUAAAUUAAAAUAAGUGUAAAAACAACAACUUGUCAAUAAUAUAUUUAUUUGUGUCGGUAAAAUAGCGUGAAUAUUUCUCGAAAGAGAGUUUGUUAUUCUUUUGCGAGUAUGGUGGUGUGUCCGCGCCGGAUGGUUGCUGUGGCUAUACUGAAAGAAACCACAAACGCUAAUAUGUUUGUGUUUCUACCAUCUGGCCAGAAAGGUGAUAAAUUAUUUAGAUCUGGCGUUUAAAAGUUGAAACAUUUCUGCAGUUUUAAGAAACGUCUUCGAAUGCAUUUCCAAAGUGAGUUAUUGACAUAAGGUCUGAUAAGGUAAUUAAUUUAUGGGGAAUUUAGUUUGUUAAACUGAACACACCAAAAACAUCUGGUUAGGGAUACAUUUCGUUUCGUAAAACUUAACGGGCCCUUCUUAGCAUCUGGUUUGUAUAUUAAAUGUGAAUUUUGUAUGACCCAUAUUAUUUCGUUUUGAGAAAAGAAAGUUAAUAUUUAAAAUUAGCAAUUAAAAAAAUAAUAAUAAAUGAAGCGUGUCGCUAUACGUAUGACGUAGAUAUAUUAAUAUUAGAGGACUCAUGACAGAAUCUGACAGAAAUGACAAUCGAUGAAAAGCCCAAUUAAUUGACAAAUGAUGACAGAUGACGGUUAUGAUUGUAUUGCCUUUCAGGAUUGCCAACUGUUUUCCUGUUAAGUUUAUGUUUAUGUGGACAAUCCUUUGAACUUUAGACGUUCCAUACUGAUAUGGUCAACGUUUUUACAGUUUCCGGUAAAAAUAUCGCUUAUAACGAGACCAUAAACUUUUUAAAUCCAAAAAUGAAAAAACAUCGUUGUUGUGUAUCAAAUUGUCAAAAUACAACGAAUGAAUUGUGUUGCACAACUGAUAUAUGCAUAUAACAAUUCAAGAAAGCACUGAGUUGCCUACAUUUGGCGCUACUGAGCUGAAUAACCUGAAAAAUUGAUUUUAAAAGGCCUUAAAUACAAUGUUUUUAAAAAUGUAUAAACAUUUUCAAUUUCUUUGAAACACGAAAAUGCAGCAGCUGCAUAAUGCUCUGGUUAAAUCGGAGAGUGCAGGAAGAGUCUAUACCGGUUUCGGAGGUUUUUCCCCCUCAUCAGUAGUCCCAUAUUCUAUUCUCUCCGAAUUCUCCACGUAUCAUACUUUGGGCCGUUCCGAAUUGCAAAGAAAGAUGUCACGGAUGAACUAGAGCCAUCUACCGAAAAACAAAGUAAGUUAUCAAUCGAAGUAGCACAGAAAACGACAAUAAAUGUCGUUCCCAUACCACCAGAUUGACAACAGGUGGAUACUUUCUUUGGUUACAUCUCCUGAGAUUUUUAAAAUUUAUAAAUCAAACAGUAUGCCGACAGAUUCUCUCAUCUUAAUUUCCUCGGCAUCCUGUUUGAUUUGGCAGUCUGAACUGCCUGCCUGUCGUGACGAUACUGCCGAGACCACAACACUAUUAUCAUCAUUAUGUUUGCGGUUUUACAAUAUGGCUAGAAAAGGCAAUAAAUUACUACAUGUGGCGUUUUUAAAUUUAAGAACCUUUCUGUAGUUUUAAGAAACGUCUUCGAAUGCAUUUCCAAAGUGCGUUAUUGACAUAAGGUCUGAUAAGGUAAUUAAUUUAUGGGGAAUUCAGUUUGUUAAACUGAACACACCAAAAACAUAUUAUGGUUAGGGACACAUUUCGUUUUGUAAAACUUCUUAGCAUCUGGUUUGUAUAUUAAAUGUGAAUUUUAAAUGACCGUUUUAAGAAAAGUUAUUAAAAAAUAAAAUUAGCUAAAAGAGUAAUUAAAGCGUGUCUCCACAAUUGCAACGAAUGAACUCCAUUCUUGCAUUUUUUGAGAAAAGUAGAGCGAACCAUAUAACGACCAUAUGCGCAUGGCAAUAUGUCUUUUAUAGGAAUAAAAUCGACAAUUUUCAUAUUGUCUAAUUGAAAUCAGUUAUUGAUCUUGUUGCUAGUGAGACAAUUGUUAAGGUGGUUGCUGACUCUUGCUGAUUAUUAUAAAGCAUUUUUGACAACUUACAUAAAAAUAUGUAAAAAGCAUUUUUACAAUGUGAUGAGAAAAUAUUUAUAUACCAAUUGUUUCUUUGUAAAUAAAAGUUCUUAAUUUUUGAAUUUAAUUGAGUUUUUAAAUGUUAGGUUUGAGGAAAUUGAUAUAAAAAAUUUCUAAUACCCGCUUUCUUACAAUUUACAAAUGUGAAAUAUUUUGUUUAAUACGUUCUUUUUUUCUAUAUAGUUACAAUGAUGUACUGGAGUUAUUAUUUUUUAGAUAUUUAGGCGAACUUUGUAUUUUUACUAGGUCCCGUUGGAAGCUGGAUGCUUUCGACUGGAUUCAUUAAUAAUAAAGGUGUAAAAUAUA